UAUAAACCGGCGGGGCGCGGGAGCGGGGCAGGCUUUGCCGGGGCCGGGGUGCACCCCUGCCUGCACCCCUGCCUGCACCCCUGCCUGCAGCCCGGCCGGCCGGAGCUCGUCGCGAUGGCGAGGGGGCGGCUGUCGGGGGGCGCCUGGGGGGCCCUGGUGCUGCUGGGGCUGAUGCUGCCGGCGGGCGCCUGGUACAAGCACGUCGCCAGCCCGCGGUACCACACGGUGGGACGCGCCUCGGGGCUGCUCAUGGGCGUCCGCCGCUCCCCCUACCUCUGGCGCCGGGAGCUGCCGGCCGAGCCCCCCCGCCGCCCCGGGGGAGCCGCCCCCGCCGCCGCCCCGCCGCCCCCGGGCCGCCCCGACGGGGAGACCCCGCCGCCGGCCCCGCCGCCGCCGCCCGGCCCCGGCCCCGGCCGCCUCCUCCAGCGCCUGCUCCGGCGGGGCUGGGGCUGGGGCGGCCCCCGCCCGGCCCCGGCCCAGCUCAGCUUGUCCCACUUGAAGACAUGGCUCUGAUCCGCUGAAGGGGCCCAGCAGCGGUGCUUCAAGCGCCGGCGGAGCAGUGACUGCCCGAGGUGGAAACCGUUCACCCUAGCUGGCGAGGAAGAGUCUCGUCGGCGGAUCUCCUGGUACUCUGACCUCUCUGAAACCACACUGACAAUUGCAUUCCAAAAAAUCUGAUUUUUCGUGGCCGCUGUCCAGAUGCAGUGGUAAAUUCAUCUUGUUUUCAGGUCAACCUAGUGCUAUAAACUUGGGGAGAAAUAAACAGGGAAGAUAUUUAUUUUUGUUUAUUUUUUUUAGAUUUCUGUACUAGCUUGUUUGCAAUAUGAUACAAACAUGUACUGUUUGCUUCCUACGAACCUGCACUCAUUAAAAUGAGAAUCGAUCAAAGGAAA
Molecule: messenger RNA, 893 nt
Organism: Phalacrocorax carbo (great cormorant)
Lineage: Eukaryota; Metazoa; Chordata; Aves; Suliformes; Phalacrocoracidae
Source: RefSeq, a predicted model, not a curated record